CGACAUCUUAUUGUUUAUCAUCACAAUGUGUCUUUAAAAUGAACCAAAUGCUCCUAUUAAUUGUCUAGCUUUGCCAUUUUUUCGAAAGAGAGGUUAAAAACCCCGGCCUUCACAUUAUUGCGAAGCACAUAACCAUCUUUAUUAAUAGAGUUGAAUAUGUCCACGGAACCCUCAUGAGGUCAUGUGAAGACUAAAGACCAAAUCGAUCCAUGAGUUUUUCCGGUUGUUCACCAAACGAAAUGAUAGUCAUGCAUGGCACGAGACAACUCUCUCUAAGGAACUCGGAUAACUUCAGGAGAAGGGGUGCCUCCUAUGCCUUUUCUAGGCCUAAAACACGUUCAUGCCUCUCCUCUCUAAAGUCUGACCUUAUUGAAAAGUAGUAUACUUUCUUUCGUGGUGUUCACUCCUUUGAAUAAGUUAAAAUAAAACAAAGUGCUAUCAAUCGAUUUGCUAGGUUUUGGAGGACAGGGACAUGGUGAACCGGAUCAACACAUCUUUCUGGGACCUAAAGUUCCCAACAUCGGAGGAGCCAAACUCCAGCCCAUCAGCAGAUGAUACUGGGGAUGCCGACAUCGUGUUCGAAGACCUCAACCAUGAAAGCAUAGCCGCCAUAAUACCCGGGGAACUCGAGCUAGGGGAGGUCGAGUGCCUAUCCGACGGCAACCUCGAGCGGAUCACGAAGGAGAUCAAUGGGUUCUACGGCCUCUGCGACGAGCUGGACGUGGGGGCUCUCGAGGAAAAUUGGAUCAUGGGCGGGUCUUUGGAGGUCAUGUCUGCGUCGGAAGUGUCGAUGGCGCCUGCCGCCACCGACGGGAUCACUGAUGGUGCUGUCACUUUUAGCUUCGUUGAACCCUCUCGCUCAUCAUGCUUUACGGCUUGGAAGAGAUCGUUGGACUCAACAGAAGACGUGGAUACGUCCGUCGCCGGGGAGUCGCAGAAGUUGCUGAAGAAAGUUUUGGCCGGUGGCGCAUGGGCAAAUAAUGGUGGUGACGGCACCGCGAGAGCUCAGGAAAGUACCAACACAAAAAACCAUGUCAUUUCGGAGAGGAGACGCCGGGAGAAGCUCAAUGAGAUGUUUCUGAUUCUCAAGUCGUUGGUUCCGUCCAUUCACAAGGUGGACAAGGCAUCCAUCCUAGCUGAAACGAUAGCCUACCUCAGAGAGCUGGAGCAGAAGGUGGAGGAGCUAGAAUCCAACAGGGCGGCCGCAACAGCCGUUCGAAAACUCCAUGACGUCAGCGGGAAGAAGGUGUUAGCUGGUUCCAAGAGAAAGGCGUCGGAGCUCGGCGGGGACGACGCGGACAGGGUGCUCUCCAAGGAGGACGUCCCGAGCAACGUCGUCAACGUCACCGUGACGGAAAAAGAGGUGCUCCUGGAGGUGCAAUGCCGGUGGAAGGAGCUGCUCAUGACACAAGUGUUCGACGCCAUCAAGAGCCUCCGCCUGGACGUGCUCUCCGUGCACGCGUCCACGCCCGACGGCCUCCUCGCUCUUAAGAUACGAGCUCAGUUUGCCGGCCCUGCCGCCGUGGAGCCCGGGAUGAUCAGCGAAGCGCUCCAGAGAGCCAUACGCAGGCGCUGAAAGGAAACGCUGCUGAAAGCGUGACACUGGCGCUGUAGAUUCGUAAAUCUGGUGGCUAUGUUCUUCAGACAUGACAAUUAUUUCUUUCGCUCCGAAACGCCUGUUGUAGUCGCCCGUUGGGCUUGAUAACGACGGGCUUACUAAGAAACGCCGUGGAGACGGGCGAGCAUUUUUUUUAUGUAAAAU
This is a messenger RNA of Triticum aestivum (bread wheat), 1762 nucleotides long. RefSeq names its product anthocyanin regulatory R-S protein-like. The transcript is spliced from 3 exons. The record is from RefSeq and is a predicted model, not a curated record. Gene Ontology annotation, molecular function: protein dimerization activity. NCBI's taxonomy places the organism in Eukaryota, Viridiplantae, Streptophyta, Magnoliopsida, Poales, Poaceae. The coding region runs from base 473 to 1576 and encodes 367 amino acids.